AUGUCAGGCCUUCCAUUAGUCCGGGUGGCGUGCAGGCAAGGGCUUUCCAAAGUACCAGACGCCCUUCCGCACCGAGGACGGUGCUGCCGACCGUCCGUCAGACCGGGCUGGGUUGACGAGACGAAGAGCCUGAGACAGCAACAAGAUGACCGAGCCACGGCUGGCAACGGGCACGUCGUGGUGCCCAGUCCCGCCCGCGAAGACCGAGACAAAGAUGGAAAACGGAAGAUUCGAAAGACGAAGACGAAGACGGCAUCGCGUCGGGCGAGGCAGCGCUAA
Ustilaginoidea virens is the source of this 279-nucleotide messenger RNA. RefSeq lists its product as uncharacterized. Lineage: Eukaryota; Fungi; Ascomycota; Sordariomycetes; Hypocreales; Clavicipitaceae. The record is from RefSeq and is a predicted model, not a curated record. The transcript has a single exon. The coding region runs from base 1 to 279 and encodes 92 amino acids.